Messenger RNA from Fusarium sp. VM40, 681 nucleotides. NCBI's taxonomy places the organism in Eukaryota, Fungi, Ascomycota, Sordariomycetes, Hypocreales, Nectriaceae. The record is from the annotation of a GenBank genome assembly.
AUGCGCUCCUCUCUCCUCCUCUCCACAGCAGUCUUCUGCGGUCUUUCCCUCGCUCACUUCGAGGUCAAGUACCCUGACACCAUCGGCUUCAAAGACGACGACGAAGACAAGUCUCCUUGCGGCGGCUUCACGCCGGAUUUGUCAAAGAACAAGCUUGUCGAUUUCCAUGUUGGCGGCGAGGCUAUUGCUCUGAGAUCUACACAUCAGCAGGGUAAUUGGCUCUUCCGCGUUACGCUGGAUGAAAAGGCCGAUGGCGAUUGGGAGCAGGUCUUUCCUAUUGUUCAGCAGAGCGGUCUCGGUGAUUUUUGCCAGCCGCAAGUUACAGUUCCUGAGAAAUACGCUGGCAAGAAGGGCUGGGUGAAUGUUGUGUCAUCAGCCGUCGAUGGCCUUCUCUAUCAGUGCAUCGCUGCCAACUUCGUCAAGGGCAAAGCCGAUGCUCCCAGCGAGUGCAAGAACGCGUCUUCCGUCAGAGCCUCCUUCACCGACGACUCUACCCUCUCAGCUCUUGUAGACAACGGAUCCAAGUCCGAGACCUCCUCGACAACUGGCACAGCGACAGGCACCGGCUCAGCGGCUUCCUCGACAGAGUCUGGCAAUGCUGCAGCGGCUUGGUCGGCGAACGGCGCGGGAAUGAUUGCCGGCUUGGCCAUGGCGGUUGUUGGAGGUGCCGUGUUUAUUUAA